CACAAUAAUGAACACACACAGAGGUUGGACGCAAAUACAAAUACAGAUAUACUCUUAUUUAUAAGCACAAACACAUAACCGUAUUGAUACACAGAUAAACACACAUGCACACUGAUAUAGAUACGCAGACACACAUAAAUACACACACAAUAUAUUGUGGGAUGAAAUGUAAGCAAAUUGUAUUGGAAAGCUUUGCUACAAGAGGUUUUGCAGCAGCCAGUGGUCUUACUUUCCAUUUGCCUCCAUAGAAUUGAUAUGCUGUAUGGAUGCAGAGAGAGAUCCCUAGCAGCUGACUGGUCCCUGGGGUGCCCAUCCCUGCACUGGAGUUAUGGCUACUGCCCAUUCUUACACAUGACCUCCUUUUCACUCCACUUGGCAUUGUGCUGUUACUUUCUGCUGCUCCACUGGGCUGAGUGCAUGUGUAGCAGGCAAAGGGAUGGCAGGGAGGAAAAUCAGAGGUGGCUGCUUCUGGAGUGACACUCCCCCUGUUAUUUGGUGUCUGGACGUCAGAGAGUGGGGAGGGAGAGAGCCUGGAACUGCUCCUAGCUCAGUGACUGUCAGCCCAGUGUAGCAGCAGCAGCAGUACAAGGAGAGGGGAACACACACACACAGAAGGAGAAUCUCACAUUGGAGUUUGUGCAUGCAACAGACAGCUGAGAGCAUCACUACAAGAAGCAACAAAAAGAAUGGCUGCAACAGGGCGAACGCAAGCACAGGAAAUACAAUGUGAUGUCUCACAUGAGUGAUUGGAUGGAUGGACACCUAACAUAUUAUAUGUGAAAUGAAAGCCUGAAGAGGAAAAUGCUUUCCAGCAUCAGCCGAGCCCCGCACAGACCUGCUAGGCAAAGGAGGCUAUUAGCAAGCCAGGCACUCUGAAGAUUGUUGGGCUGUGGCUGUCUAUUUAGCCAACCUGUAGCUGAGGUGAGAAUCCGGAUCCCAGUACUAACAGUGACCAGGGGAGGGGGCUGGUCUCCUCUUGAACUGGGAGACAUGACUGUGGUUUCAGGGGAUAACGUGGAUGAGACGCUGGUGUCCCUGAGUGCUCUGGGGCAGGAGGGUUAUGAUCCAGACAGGGCCACCCAGGACUGCUGUGAGAGGGUGGUCAUCAACAUUUCCGGACUUCGGUUUGAGACCCAGCUGAGGACCCUGUCUCAGUUCCCCCAAACCUUGCUUGGAGAUCCCAGGAAAAGGAUGCGCUUUUUUGACCCCCUAAGGAAUGAGUACUUCUUUGAUCGCAACCGUCCGUCUUUUGAUGCCAUAUUGUACUAUUACCAGUCUGGAGGAAGGCUGCGGAGACCUGUCAAUGUCCCGGUUGACAUCUUCUUAGAAGAGAUCAAGUUCUAUGAACUGGGAGAGGAAGUGAUUGAAAUAUUUCGGGAUGAUGAAGGGUUUAUCAAGGAGGAAGAGCGACCUUUGCCAGAGAAUGACUUCCAGAGGCAGGUCUGGUUGCUGUUUGAAUACCCUGAGAGUUCAGGACCUGCCAGGGGCAUUGCCAUUGUCUCUGUUCUAAUCAUUCUCAUCUCCAUAGUCAUCUUCUGCUUGGAAACUCUCCCUGAAUUUAGGGAGGAAGCCAGGCAGUCUGGUGGUCAACCUGCAGUCAAUGGCACUCACACAUUCACCAACAGCCCCUUCACUGACCCUUUUUUUCUCACUGAGACACUGUGCAUCAUCUGGUUCUCCUUUGAGCUUCUUGUGAGGUUUUUUGCUUGUCCUAGCAAGCCAGCUUUCUUCAAGAAUAUGAUGAAUGUUAUUGACAUUGUGGCCAUCAUCCCAUAUUUCAUCACCCUGGGCACUGAACUGGCUGAGCAACAAGGCAGCAAUGGGCAGCAGGCAAUGUCCUUGGCUAUUUUGAGGGUCAUCCGCCUGGUACGAGUCUUCAGGAUAUUUAAACUAUCCAGGCAUUCCAAAGGACUCCAGAUUCUAGGAAAGACCCUUCAGGCCAGUAUGAGGGAAUUGGGACUUCUCAUAUUCUUCCUCUUUAUUGGUGUCAUUUUGUUCUCCAGUGCAGUUUAUUUUGCAGAGACGGAUGACCCUGAAUCGUUGUUCACAAGCAUACCCGAUGCCUUCUGGUGGGCUGUCGUGUCCAUGACCACUGUUGGCUAUGGAGAUAUGUACCCUAUGACCAUUGGUGGAAAGAUAGUGGGAUCUCUAUGUGCUAUAGCUGGGGUAUUGACCAUUGCCCUACCAGUUCCUGUUAUAGUAUCAAAUUUUAACUAUUUCUACCAUAGGGAGACUGACCACGAGGAGCAGUCCCAAUACACCCAUGUGACAUGUGGCCAACAACCAUCCUCCUAUGGAGAUCUAAAAAAGAGUGAGAGCAAGCAGUCAUUUAACAGAUCAGACUACAUGGAAUCAGAAGAAUUAGAUGACAUGAGAUAUGGCCAUUACACUGCAAACCAACACUAUGCAGAACCUAAAAAGCUGACAGAUGUAUGACCUGUUGUUCUUCAGAUCCUAAUUUUCUUCUAAAUGGGCCAAACAGGUGGGUGAGUACAAAGUACUGUCCAAAAGCCCGGUUCUGAAAAGCAAAUGGCUGUUCAAGGUGAUAGAGCUUCUAUUAGCACAAGCGAAGCUAACCAUGGAGCGUGGCAUACUGUUUGGUGACUUUGUGAUAAGUAAUCCAUCAAGAUCUCAAAUACAAACAAUAAUAAUACCCCAACAAAUCUACCUUACAAAACAACGCAACUGUAUGAAUGAAAUAGUUCUGCCUAUCCUGUGGACUAUCCUGGGUGAUUUGCUUGGCAUAGGGUAAGGGCACCUAAGGAUUAGUAUUUCCCAUGGAUUAUUUAUCAACAGAUUCCAUGCCUGGUGCAUAAUUUCUAUGGUACUAACAGCUAGAAAUGAAUAUUUGCAAUGGUGCCAUGGCUUUUCUAUGAUGGAAACCUUGCUUAACAACAGUGUGUUCUAUCAAGGACUCUGACAAGGCUAAAGAACAGCUGUGGUUGAGAGCCGACAAACACAAAUAACAGCGUAGCUCCCUUUUGGAUACCCCUGGCUCGGUCUGACCCUCUACGUGGAUGGCUGUUUUGUGGGUACUUGUUGAAAAGCACUUUAUAGAAACACAUUCAUUCAUAGAAACCCCUCCACCCAAAAAAAGGAGACAACAAAAUCUUUAUUGGUUCAUAAUCUCACCUCGAUGUUGAAGCAUUUGCAAAUUUUGCACAUAAAUUUUUUUUGUUUACAUCGAUGCCAGUGCUGGCAUUCAAACCCUUUCACUGGCUGCUGGAGAUUCCAGAACUUCUCUCUGGCUGGGGGAAAGGGUCACUUUAGUUGCCAUAUAUUUGAAUUAUUUUUUAUUUUAGCUACCAAAUAUUCAUAUUUGUAAGUGCCUUCAUGUGCAACGUAAAACUCCAGGUUGUAUUAUGUUCAAGUGUUUCAUGCAUUGGCCAUGUAUUAUAUUCAGAGCUGUCUUUAGCAGUGGGCAAAACAACAUAAUAUUUUUGUAUAAAAGCAAGUUGAGCAACAGUUCAAUAUGCACUAACGUAGUAGAACAGAAUGUAGACAGUAGGGUAAGAUGGUGACAUUGUCACUAUAGCUUCUGUGGCCAUCUUGCUCUUCUAUAUCUAUCCCAUACCACUCUUUCUACCUGUUCCUUGUCCUUUGCUCACUCUUUAACAGCACAAUAUUUAUGAAGGAGGGCAAGUUGAGCAAGAGUUGCCUUACUGUUAGCAUCUUGUCCUAAUGUAGUAGAACAGGAUGGAGAUAGUAGGGCAAGACAUGUAUCACUCUGGCUUCUGUGGCCAACUUGCUGUACUUUAUCUAUCACUCUUCCUACCUGUUCCUUGGGGCUCUAAAUAGUUACCCCUUUUUGAACCCCCUUCCCUAAAGACAGCUCUGAUGGGUAUUACAUUAGGACACUCUUUAAUUAACAAAUUUGGACUGUGGCUUAUUUCAAAAGGAGGGCAUGUAGGACAGAUAUAUCAAGGUCAACACAGUCCUGUGUAUAUAUCAUAAUAAAGUCAAUGGAAUCUCUAAAUUGUGAUGAAUCCAGCGGUUCCCAGAUCAAUGAUCCCUAAUACACUGUGUUCUAAAGAUAGCCCAGACCUUUGGUCAGGUGAUGCCCUAUUGCGCCCCUAAUGCACAGGUUGAUAAAUCACAAUGACUGGUGAGUUAUACAGUAAUUCAGUUAAAGGGAAUAAAAAAGCUGUAGGGAACCACUAGAUUGUGCUAUCUUCAUAUCAAGGAAACCAUUUGUUCUGCUCUAUUUUCACUGUGUUUUAUAGGUGCCUAGUAUUUUUUUUUCAUGUCCCUUGGAAAAAAAACACUUAAUUGUGCUCCCAUUUAAGGAGAUGGGGGAAAUGCUGCUUCGGUGAAAGGGAAAUGCCAUAUUGCAGUGUGUUAUAUUGUCUUUAGUUCGGCAUCUACAUGCAAAAAUUAGGAAUAAAUGCAUGUUAUUUAUCAUU
Molecule: messenger RNA, 4403 nt
Organism: Xenopus tropicalis (tropical clawed frog)
Lineage: Eukaryota; Metazoa; Chordata; Amphibia; Anura; Pipidae
Gene: kcna6
Product: potassium channel, voltage gated shaker related subfamily A, member 6
Exons: 1
Coding region: 991-2436 (481 amino acids)
Biological process (GO): potassium ion transport; protein homooligomerization; transmembrane transport
Cellular component (GO): voltage-gated potassium channel complex; membrane
Molecular function (GO): monoatomic ion channel activity; voltage-gated potassium channel activity
Source: RefSeq, a predicted model, not a curated record